AUGGAGAGGAUCUCGAUUGUUGAUGGCGAUUGGUCUUAUCUUGGAUACUUGGAGGCAAUGAAGUCAUAUUUCUACGAUUAUGCAACAAUAUUUUCAUUAAAAUCUACGUGGCGAAAACGUUUCUUGGCUAAUGUAAGAGUAUUUGAAACUUGUCACGAUCAAGAGAAAAGAGAAGUUGCCAUCUCCCUUAUAAAUGAGGUCCUUAGUUGUGAAAAACCAACUGCGUUGGAUAUGCUGGAUGUUGCAACCAGCAAUCAAACGAACCAAGUUAUUAAGUUGCUUGAAGAAGAAUCAGACGAAAAAUACCCUAGUAUUGAACGUCGGGAAGAAUUGGAUGGGCCAUCAUCAAAAAACGCGAACUCUAAUCCAGAUCCAGAUGCGAGUGAAGAAGAUCAAGAAGAAGAGGGAUCCGCGGAUAAAAUCGAUGAAUUCACUAUGGACAAGGGAAAUAAUGACAAGAUUAGUAACGGUGUUACCAACAACGAGAAUGGUAAUAUUAACUUCGUGGAACGAGAUAAAUUGACAAGUUAUAUCAAGACGAUUCCUGAGACCCAAAAAUGUUUGAACCUCGCAUAUUGGAAUAUACUUGAUUUGACCGAGAAUACCCAAAUGAAAUCUCUUUUCUCGACGAAUGACUGGGAGGAAAUGGUUGAAAGUUUCAAUAAUGAAGUUAAAUUGAUCGAAUCGGAUCUUCUUGAUGUGGUAGAGUAUUUUUUCGAUGAAGUUGAAAAAAUUACAAAAAAAGAUGAUAAAGAUAUUAUCAACGCGAUCGAUAGAUUAACCCCGGAAAUUAUUGAAAUGAAUCGAAAAGUAGAGCUUAGCGAUGAGGAAAAAAAUGUUAUUUCUACUUUAAGACGGGCUGUUGUCACGUAUGCUGAAAAUCUGGAAAGAGUUGAUCUUCCCGUUUCCGAGGCUGACUUUGACAACGCAUUUCCCAACAUGCUUGCCAAAAGAUUCUUAAAUAAGGAGAAACUAAAGAUGGAUUGGGAAAUUGUAUGUUGGGCGUCAGCUUAUCGCCGAAAUGAAGGUCGUUCCGUUGUUCUCAGAGCUCGCAUUGGACAAAAGUGCGAUUUUCGAGGAACUUUGAAAAAGAGUAUCAACAAGCUUGAGGCUCUCAUAGGUCUCAGAAGUGGUGGACUCCCAGAGCCUCAUAAAAAAAAAAUUUACGAAGACAAAGUUGAUCUAAGCGUGGCAAUGCGGGAUAUCUUAUAUACGUUCUUUAAAGAGAAUUCUAAAGCACCCAGCUCUGAUAUUCAUUCCACAUUUGUCUUUGGAAUACACUCAUGGGGAUGGGUUCAUAAUAUAUAUGGGAUGGACUGUAAAGCGACGAAUAUACUACGACUUGGUUGUAUUUCUCAUUCAAAGAUGCCCAACACCCUAGAAACUCUCCCAGUACUCGAAAGUUUCUAUGUACUUUUUAAGGAUUUGCAGACCACGUUGAAUACUAUUUGUGAACACACGAAUAGUGUCUCGCUUGCACAUUCGCGUGCACACAGAAAUCGAAAAAGGAAGAAUCCGGAACAGGCUGGUGAGAAAGGAGGUUCAUUUGGAAAUCCUUCACAAAGCCCGGCAAGUAAGAAGGGUAGAAAAUAUGAAGAUCAUUAA
Messenger RNA from Acaulospora morrowiae, 1605 nucleotides. Lineage: Eukaryota; Fungi; Glomeromycota; Glomeromycetes; Diversisporales; Acaulosporaceae. The record is from the annotation of a GenBank genome assembly.